UAAUUUGAAACUCAUGGUCGCAUUCCAAGUUUGUUUUGUUGUGCCGGUAUGGAAAAGUGGAAAGGCAGUGGCGGAGCGCCGCGGGAGCGCCCCAAGUAUGGCGAGACGGUGCCAUCGUCCCCCUCCAGAGAGGGCCAAGCGUUCGUUUUCGAGAAAAAACCGGACAAGUUGCUGUACCAGAGCUCGCAAGACGACGAAGAGCCGUAUUUCACGCGCCCCGUGACGGCCGAUUUCGACCACCAGAGACCGCGAGCUAACACUGUGUCAGAGGGUACUAAAGUCAACACCAGUGACAAGACACCGACGGUUUUCCGAUGGGAAGGCGGGGGUAAGGACGUCUACGUCAGUGGGACUUUUACGGAGUGGAAAACUAUUCCUAUGGUGAAAAGCCACGGCGAUUUCGUAACUAUCAUCGACUUGCCAGAAGGGGAACACCAGUACAAGUUCUACGUUGAUGGGGAGUGGAAGAACGACCCUGGGAAUAAAAUGGUGGAGGACGAAAGCGGUGUCAAAAAUAAUCUUAUUACGGUGAAAAAGUCCGACUUUGAGGUGUUUCAAGCCCUGGAUAAGGACAGCGAAAAUGCCAAUAAUGACUCGCAGAAGGAGUUCUCGCAGGAAAUACCGGCCAAUAAGCCAUGGGAGAAGGUCACAGGGCCCCCCAUAUUGCCCCCGCACUUACUGCAAGUUAUUCUGAAUAAGGACACGCCACUUUCGUGUGAACCAACUCUCUUACCUGAACCCAACCACGUAAUGCUAAACCACCUUUACGCCUUAUCCAUCAAGGAUGGAGUCAUGGUACUUAGCGCCACUCAUAGAUACCGCAAGAAAUACGUUACUACUCUUUUAUAUAAACCGAUUUAAGCUAUUAUUUAUAUUGUUGUGCAUAAUCCUUUAAUGUUAUUGGGUUUCAUUGCUUUCUUUAACAGCUCCUGGAACAAUGAAAGAAGUUGCUGGUGGGUCACAGAGCUUCAAUGUGGCUCGUUACCAUAGUUACCAAAUUAAAUUAAUGCCUUAAUGUGGGAAACAAAUGAAUGCGAUUUUUUUCAUUGCCUUAAGACAGCUGUGCUAUGUAAAUAAAAGUUGUUUCUAAGUA
This is a messenger RNA of Tribolium castaneum (red flour beetle), 1093 nucleotides long. It is a transcript of the gene alc, whose product is annotated as alicorn. Lineage: Eukaryota; Metazoa; Arthropoda; Insecta; Coleoptera; Tenebrionidae. Bases 49 to 861 code for a protein of 270 amino acids. Gene Ontology annotation, biological process: signal transduction. The transcript is spliced from 3 exons. Gene Ontology annotation, molecular function: protein kinase binding. The record is from RefSeq and is a predicted model, not a curated record. Gene Ontology annotation, cellular component: nucleotide-activated protein kinase complex; cytoplasm; nucleus.